GUCAUUCAUGUUUCCUUGACGGUAUAUCUAAGGAUCAGAAAAUUCAUCCCAGUCUUCCAAUCUUCAAGAGAGUUUACGAUACGAUAAAACUUUAUUCAUCCGGAGGGAAAUUGGACUGCCAACAGUCACAACAAGGUGUAAAUUUUGUUUGGCUCUGUUUCCACCAUGGAGGAAGAACCGCAGGAAGAAUUCUUCUAUUGCAAAGGGGCUGCAACCCAGGUGUUAAAAUUGGGAUCAUUUGAUUGCAGGCCGCAAAAUGAAUCAAGAACUUCCUCCAAGGUGUUAUUUCUGAUUAUUCCAGGGAAUCCAGGAAUAGUAUGUUACUAUAAACUCUUCAUGCAGAUUUUAUACAAGAUCCUGAUUCCGAAGUAUCCCAUCUGGGCCAUAAGCCAUGCAGGCCAUUGCAUUCCCCCAGAAGACAUGGAGAUGAUGGAAGACACUGAGCUGGCUGAUGUCUUUGGACUGAAUGGACAAAUAGAACAUAAAUUAGAUUUUCUCAGGAAAAAAGUUCCAAAGGAUACCAAACUUGUGCUGAUUGGUCAUUCGAUCGGUUGCCAUAUGAUACUCGAAAUGAUGAAACAAGAACCAGAAUUACAGGUUCUGAAAGCGAUAUUACUUUUUCCAACAAUUGAACGAAUGGCCGAGUCACCGCAGGGCAAAGUUCUGACACCAAUACUUCGUAAUCUUCGCUUCCUGGUGUAUGUUCCGAUCUACUUCCUUUCAUUCCUCCCAGGAAGUGUCAAGGCCUCAUUGGUGAGGUGGGCGCUGCAGAGUCUACAACCACUGGAUGAAGCCACUGUGUCCGCUUCCCUUAAUCUCUUCAGUGUCGAUUGUGCAGCUAAUGCCAUGUAUAUGGGAAGCCAGGAAAUGCUACAGGUUGUGCAAAGGGACGAUUCCACCAUAAAACAGUUUUUGGAUAAGCCUAACAUCGUGGAGCUGACAGCGUCACAUCAUGGAGCUGGCGGCCUCUUGCUGGGGAUCGAACUUGGGAGUUCCAACCGGAGGAGCCGGCGGACUUAACAUCGUGGAACUUCCAUUCCCUUGAUUAGGGACCAACUUCGGGAGCGGCAACUGCAGGAGCUUCGAUCGCCCCGACACGGGACCAUUGAUCACCCCGACACGGGAGUGUCAAUGGCCGGCUGCGAGAGCUUUGGUCGCCCCGACUGCAGUCGGUUCAACUGCCCUGAUCAUGGGAGAAAAGGAGGAAAGAAGAUAAGCCUUCCAUCACAGUGGGGAAUGUGGUGGAGCCGCCGCUGUGGUGUACGUUUAUGGUGAUUUUUAUGUAGUUGUGUGUUUUGUUCCUUGUUUUUGGUAUGACUGUAUGGCAAAAUCAAAUUCUUUGUAUGUUGCAAAACAUGUGCCUAUACCUGAAAAAUGAUUAAUAAAUUAAUUACAAUCUUAGCAAUUUGGCCGUGAGGAACAAAAGUCAUAUUUCCAGAUGAUAAACGGCCAGUCGGGAUCGCGAGUAGAACAAGAAUAUGGGGUGGUGUCAGUGGUAUAUAGCUAAGUAAACAUGGAUAUUGGGAGAAUCCAGGAAAAUUAUGUUAAAUUGAUUCCAAAGAAGAGAUGAAUUGAUUUCUGGAUCUUAGGAAGUCAAUUGGUUUGCAGGGAUACCUAUCUAUCUAUCCAUCAUCUAUCUAUCUAUCUAUCAAGAGAUAUCAAAAUAGUGAAAAUGCUGUACUAUCAGUCCAUAUGCUGCAUGAAACCCAGUUCCAUAUGUUCAAAACCGAACGAAGACAGAUACAAAAUGCGGGAGUAACUCAGCAGGACAGGCAGCAGCUGCAGAGAAGGAAUCUGUGACUUUUCAGGUAUAGACACUCCUUCAGACUUUCAGUUCUAAUCUUGCUGACUAAUAAUGCAAGGGUGGCACAGUGAUGCAGCUGAUAGAGCUGCUGUCUCACAGUGACAGGUUCGAUCCUGACAUUGGGCACCGACUGGUUUCCUCCCACAUCACAAAGACGAGUGGGUUUACAGGUUAAUUGCCCUCUGUAAGUUGCCCUGAAUGUGUUGGGAAUAGAUGAGAAAUUGGGAAAAUUAGUAGUGAAUGAUAAUUGAUGGUCCAUGUGGACUCUUGGACCUAAGGGCCUAUUUCCUUGUGAUGUCUUUCUAUCAAACAAACAGCGCAGAAGUAGAAAAUCAGCCAUGACUUUAAAGAGAAGCAGCAUAGAUUUAAAGGUCCGGGUGGCUUUUUCCUGUUCCAAAUUUUUAUGUCCUUAUGUUUUCAAUGCUGCCAAGUAUUCCUAAACUUUAGCAAGCAAAAAAUUUAAAAGAUUACAAAUUAUUGAAAACUUUAAAAUAUCCCUUCAAUACCCUGAAAAGCACAAUUAAAUACAUUUUAAUAAGGUUUCAGCAAACACAAAUAAAUAUAACAAGUGUGAGUCACUUUAUUUAUGUCCUUCUUCGCUGCAGCGGUAAUAUACCUGUUCAAAUGAAGGGACUAGCAGAUACCUUGGGUGUAACACGAUACAAGGUCUACAGCAUGUUCAUACUGCUUCAAUGGAUUCUACAAGCAGCAUAGCACAGAUUGGAGGUCAGUGAAUAUGUUCACAGACUUACACUGGCCAUGCAGAACUCCUGGGACAUCCACAAAUUCCACAUGAGUUAUUUUUAAGCAGUCUCAAAACCCAAUGUUUGGAUAGAUCUUUAUUCAUCGUAGAUAUAUUCUGACUACCAAGAUAAUCUUGUACAUUCUGCCAGACUGACUGGUCUUUGAGAAAAGAUUUUAAUGACCUUACUAAAAUUGCCAUAACUUUCUGCUGUGCAAACUUUCCUUAAAAAAUCUAAAUAUGCCACUCAUCCCAAAGCGUACAUAUAAUAGUUCAGUUUUGUUUUUGACCUCACUGUCAAUCAGUGUAGAAAAGUUUGGAAAGGAACUUCCAUUUAAUCUAAGAAUGUUUUGAAACACUGUUCAGAUAUUUUCCUUGAUCCAGAUGUUAUGGUUAAAUCUUGACAAAUGUGCAAUUACUUUGCCAAAAUAUUGAUCAUUAUUUCAAUUGAGCAGCAGUCAAUCAAACUAAUAUCUAUAACGUCACCCAUUUCUUCUCUCCAGAGAUGCUGCCUGUCCCGUUGAGUUACUCCAGCAUUUUGCGUCUAUCUUCGAUUUAAACCAGCAUCUGCAGUUCGUUCCUACACAAACUAAUAUCUAUGCUAUAAUGACAGAUGCUUUUCUAUUUCACUUUAUGGCAUGGUAAGGUUAUAAAUGUUCCACUUGUUAGGGAAAUGCUUUAACAUAUUAAUGCCAAAUUAUGCUGUUUUUAUGAGGUGAUGAUGAAAAGAUGUACUUUAAGUUUUUUUUAUUGGCAAGUUGAUUUAUACCACGUCAAUCUGGCUUGUUGAAAAAAUUCAAGGAGAGGCAUGUCAUAAAACCCUGACGGAAAAUUAGAUAAGGCUACUUGAAUUCCCAAAAAGACAUAAUGCUAAUAAUACUUUAUACACAAAAAAACAGGUGAGUCGUUGAAAUGUUAUUGAAAUCGUUGUCAAUUUUAUCUUAUUUCAUUUUAGUUUUUAUAUAUACAGCAUGAAAACAGGCUCUUCGGCCCAUCGAGUCCAUGCUGACCUGUUCACACUAAUUCUGUUAUCGCAUGUUUGCAACCAUUCCCUACACACUUGGGGAAAUUCACAGAGGCCAAUUAACCUACAAAUCCACGCAUUUUUGGGAUAUGAGGGGAAACCAGAGCACCCAGAGGAAACACAUGUAGUCACUGAAAAUGUGCAAAUUCCACACUAACAGCACCAGAGGCAAAGAUCGAACCCGGAUCUCUGCCACUGUGAGACUGCAACUCUACCAGCUGUGCCAGUCUGCAGCCCAUGUUAUUCCAGGAUACAUCUUUCAGAAACACAGACUUUCUGGAGCACUAAACUCAAAGUCACGGCC
Molecule: messenger RNA, 3874 nt
Organism: Leucoraja erinaceus (little skate)
Lineage: Eukaryota; Metazoa; Chordata; Chondrichthyes; Rajiformes; Rajidae
Gene: ldah
Product: lipid droplet associated hydrolase
Exons: 7
Coding region: 166-1020 (284 amino acids)
Biological process (GO): lipid storage
Cellular component (GO): lipid droplet
Molecular function (GO): lipase activity
Source: RefSeq, a predicted model, not a curated record